Molecule: messenger RNA, 2998 nt
Organism: Ziziphus jujuba (common jujube)
Lineage: Eukaryota; Viridiplantae; Streptophyta; Magnoliopsida; Rosales; Rhamnaceae
Product: subtilisin-like protease SBT1.5
Exons: 1
Coding region: 342-2705 (787 amino acids)
Biological process (GO): proteolysis
Molecular function (GO): serine-type endopeptidase activity
Source: RefSeq, a predicted model, not a curated record
AGUAGAAACAAAAAUCACCCUCAUCCCUUUCAAAAUCUACUAACCCACCUCUUUCUCUUUCCCUCUGACUUCACAACUCAAAACAGCACAACUGCACAACCUACACAAGCCCAUGACCAUCAUCUCUCUCUCUCUCUCUCUCCUCUCUCUGACCCAUAGCCCCAAUUAUCACCUCCAUUACUCUCUCCCCCCAAAAACUUCAAACUAUUACCUACUCUUCCAAUUCCAUUUCUUCCCCAUCUCUCUCUCUCUUUCUCUGUUGCUGCUUUUUCUAAUGCCUACUUAUUUUUCUUUUUAAAUAUCAGUGGCAGACCAAAACCCACUCUUUAACUCUCUCUCAAAUGGCUUCCUCUUCCUCUCUUCUCGUCUUCUUCUUCUUCACCUUUGCAGCUUCCUCAUUUGCAUCUUCUUCUACUUCUUCUUCUAGUGCCGGUAGGAAGACCUUCAUAGUUCAAGUCCAACGCGACGCCAAGCCUUCAAUUUUCCCAACCCACAAGCACUGGUAUGAGUCUUCUCUUGCCUCACUCAUCUCCUCCACUACCAAUUCCACAAACUCUGACCCAGCCACUGUUAUCCAUACCUAUGAGACUGUCUUCCAUGGAUUUUCUGCAAAGCUCUCACCUUUGGAAGUUCAGAAGCUCCAUUCACUUCCCCACGUUGUUGCCGUCAUUCCCGAACAGGUUCGGCAUCUCCAAACCACGAGAUCCCCUGAGUUCCUCGGCCUUAAGACCACCGACAGUGCCGGACUUCUUAAGGAGUCCGACUUUGGUUCCGACCUUGUGAUCGGCGUCAUCGACACUGGUGUUUGGCCGGAGAGGCAGAGCUUCAACGACCAUGAUUUGGGUCCCAUCCCUUCCAAGUGGAAAGGCCAGUGCGUCGCUGGAAAUGGUUUUCCAGCUAACUCAUGCAACCGGAAGCUCAUCGGAGCUAGAUUCUUCUGCAAUGGGUACGAGUCCACCAAUGGGAAGAUGAACGAGACCACAGAGUAUCGCUCCCCUAGAGAUUCCGACGGCCACGGGAGCCACACAGCCUCCAUUGCUGCCGGCAGGUAUGUCUUUCCAGCCUCUACACUCGGCUACGCACGCGGCGUCGCCGCCGGCAUGGCUCCCAAAGCCAGGCUUGCCGCCUACAAGGUUUGCUGGAACGCCGGCUGCUACGACUCCGACAUCCUUGCUGCCUUCGACGCGGCCGUCGCCGACGGCGUCGACGUAGUCUCCCUCAGCGUCGGCGGUGCGGUUGUCCCUUACUACCUCGACUCCAUUGCCAUAGCUGCCUUCGGAGCUACCGACGCUGGGGUCUUCGUCUCGGCUUCAGCCGGCAAUGGCGGUCCGGGCGGCCUCACUGUCACCAACGUCGCGCCGUGGGUGACGACCGUCGGUGCCGGAACCAUAGACAGAGAUUUCCCAGCUGAUGUUAAGCUCGGAAACGGCAGAACCAUACCGGGAGUGAGCAUCUAUGGCGGACCGGGUCUGACUCCGCGUCGGAUGUACCCGUUGGUGUACGGAGGCAACGAAGGCGGUGAUGGGUAUUCGUCUUCUCUAUGCCUGGAAGGCUCAUUGGACCAGAACAUGGUGAAGGGCAAAAUAGUACUUUGCGAUAGAGGCAUAAACUCAAGGGCUGCAAAAGGGGAAGUGGUGAAGAAAGCAGGAGGCAUCGGAAUGAUACUCGCCAACGGCGUAUUCGACGGCGAGGGUUUGGUAGCUGAUUGCCACGUCUUGCCGGCGACCGCAGUUGGUGCCUCCUCCGGUGAUGAGCUUCGGAGAUACAUCACAGCUGCUUCCAAGUCAACAUCGCCGCCUACUGCAACCAUCAUAUUCAAAGGAACCAAGCUUGGGAUUCAACCGGCGCCGGUGGUGGCAUCGUUUUCGGCCCGUGGGCCGAACCCGGAGUCGCCAGAGAUAUUGAAACCGGAUGUGAUCGCACCUGGGGUGAAUAUACUUGCAGCUUGGCCUGACAAAGUUGGUCCUUCUGGUAUUCCAUCUGAUAAGAGAAAAACAGAGUUCAACAUACUUUCAGGGACAUCAAUGGCUUGCCCACAUGUUUCUGGUUUGGCUGCAUUGCUCAAAGCAGCCCACCCUGAAUGGAGUCCGGCAGCAAUAAGAUCAGCAUUGAUGACAACUGCAUAUACUGUUGACAACAGAGGUGGAACAAUGUUGGAUGAAUCUACUGGCAAUGUUUCGACUGUGAUGGAUUUCGGUGCUGGUCAUGUUCAUCCACAGAAGGCAAUGGAUCCUGGAUUGGUUUAUGACAUAUCUUCGUUUGAUUAUGUUGAUUUCUUAUGCAAUUCCAAUUACACAACCAAGAAUAUUCAAGCUGUUACUAGGAAAUCUGCUGAUUGCAGUGGGGCUAAAAAAGCAGGACAUUCUGGGAAUUUGAAUUACCCUUCAUUGUCUGUUGUGUUUCAACAAUAUGGUAAAGAAAAGAUGUCUACGCACUUCAUUAGAACCGUCACCAAUGUCGGGGACCCGAAUUCGGUUUACCAUGUCACCGUUAGGCCGCCGAGCGGAAUGACGGCGACAGUGCAGCCUGAGAAGCUUGCAUUUAGAAGGGUUGGUCAGAAAUUGAGUUUUCUUGUGAGAGUUCAAGCCAGGGCAAUGAAGCUAUCCGCUGGAAGCUCUAGUACCAAAAGUGGUUCUGUAGUUUGGUCGGAUGGAAAACAUACAGUCACAAGUCCACUGGUUGUGACUAUGCAACGACCUCUUUAGUGGGUGUUCUUUUUUCAUUUUUUUUUUUUUUUUAAAUUAGGAUUUUGGGUAUUAGGAAUUUUGCUCUCCUUAAAACUAUAAAGGCAUCUCCCCUAAUAUGUAUAAUGGAUGUUGUGGUUUUGAAAUGGGUUUUCUACUCCAGAAAACUGGUGCGGUACUUUAUUUUGGAAUGCACAGUGAAGAAUGCGUAACCUUUGUUGGUUGUUGUCGUUGUUGUAAGAUUAUGAAUAUCAAGAAUGUUUGUAGAAAAUGGUUUUUGUGUGAAGGAUAAUGCAAAAGAUUUUUUUUUUUUU